This is a messenger RNA of Glossina fuscipes, 1137 nucleotides long. RefSeq lists its product as uncharacterized. NCBI's taxonomy places the organism in Eukaryota, Metazoa, Arthropoda, Insecta, Diptera, Glossinidae. The record is from RefSeq and is a predicted model, not a curated record. The coding region runs from base 1 to 1137 and encodes 378 amino acids. The transcript has a single exon.
AUGUUCGCGCGAUUGGAGUUGAAACUGCAAGAUUUAGCCAAAAUUGCUUUGGGUUCCCCGGAAUUGACAAACGUCAAUGUUGCUGUAUUGCAAAGUUUGCUUGAAAUUCUAUUGAAAAAGUUGGACUGUCAAAAUGAGAAAGUUUCACUUAGCGCCUACGAGGCCAAGUCUUUGCAUAAGAUAUUGGAGAAAUCGAAAAUAUCACCGUUAGCUUUUAAUGAUGAAAAAGUUGCGCCUAUCUCGCAAAAAUUAGAACGUUUAGAGAAUUUGGAGGAGCGUGUAAAUUCAUUAGAGGUGAAAUUGCAAAAGCAUCUCGACGAGAUAAAGGCAAUGAGCAAUUUAAAGGGUACACGCUUUGCAUGGGAAAAUUGGGAUACUUAUGGCUGUGAAGAUUUAUGUACCGUCUGCGAUCCGGAGAAUGAGUUGGCCUGUAAAUUGAUAAAGAAUACCGAUUUCUUAAAAAAAUUGCUUAGACGAAUCUCAGCGCCAAUGAUUGAUAGAAUGUUUUAUUUCGAAGAUAAAAUCAAUCAAUUACACGAAGAGUUUACGAAAUUUCUUAAACGGGCCGAAGAGGAAUAUCUAAAAAUUGAAUUGUUGCAGACAUGCAUUGAAGAAAUCGAACUAUUACGCACAAAAAUCAAUGAGAAUCAUACGCAAUUCUUGGCUACAAUGGAAGAGGUGCAAGAUAUGCUUGAUGCUAAACUGGAUAAGAUACAUAUGCCGGCGCUUAAAAAAUACAUCAGGGAUCGUUUCAAUCGCAUUGAUCAAGACAUUACUUAUUUACAAACUAGAAAGCAUUGUCCACGAGCGGCAGGCAUUAUCAUGGAAGGUGUACGUUGCGUAUCGUGUGGCGGAACUAAAGUCUGCUCGGAAGUGGGUGUCGAAACGACGGCUAUGUUACCCGACGCUAGACCGAAAUACGAUUUACCAGCAGAAUGGUUAAAGCAGUGCGGUUGCUCGAAAUUCAUAACCUUGGAACGUGAUCGUAAAGAAUACGUACCAACUGCUCCCUCAGUCAAUCUUAGCGAGAUGGUGAAUAUUAAUCGACCUAAGCAAAUAACUGGUAAAACUGAAUGUGACGUCGGCCAGAUUGAGUUUGUCGAAGGUCUCGACGGUAAUUUGUAUCGUAAAGGUUAA